This is a messenger RNA of Pocillopora damicornis (cauliflower coral), 6574 nucleotides long. RefSeq names its product E3 ubiquitin-protein ligase TRIP12. Gene Ontology annotation, biological process: proteasome-mediated ubiquitin-dependent protein catabolic process; protein polyubiquitination. Gene Ontology annotation, molecular function: ubiquitin protein ligase activity; zinc ion binding. Gene Ontology annotation, cellular component: nuclear speck. The record is from RefSeq and is a predicted model, not a curated record. NCBI's taxonomy places the organism in Eukaryota, Metazoa, Cnidaria, Anthozoa, Scleractinia, Pocilloporidae.
CCUUGCUGUUGUCGUCUUGCUCCGUCUUGAGAAGUUUUGUGUUUCAUAUAUCGCAAGUGUGGUAAGAACAGGUCGUAGGCGAUAAGAUACAGCUUGGGAAACAAAGGAAACAAGUCAGAAGGAAGGUUCAUAAAUAAACAGGUUCUUACAUGGAUGGAUGAUUGUUCUGAACAAGAAGGGCAAGGGGUAACCCGUGGAAAAAGAAACAAAGUACAAGGAAAAAGGAAAGGAUCAACCAAUCAAACCACUUCUAAGGAAGUGGAUAACAAGAGAUCUAAACCCAGCCAUCAAAGGCGAUCAUCUCUGACACAAAGAAGUCAGUCUACUGUAACCUGCACAUACAAUUUAAGGUCACGUAGUGCAUCAACAAGCCCUCGUUCUAGUACAAGUGAUUGUUCAACUCACAGUGGUCAACCAACCCAAGAAAAGCAGGAAGCUUAUAGGAAGCCUACGGCUGUGCCUUCAUUUGCUGCAGCUUUCAGCAAAUCAAGGCAAUCCCAGCCUUCUUUGACGGUCAUUGGUAAUUUGGUGACAUCUCAACCCUCUACUCUCCAUCUGAGCAAUCCCUCAUCAUCAGCCAUUGGUAACUUAUCCUCCUCAUCCAAGUCUUCCUCUCGUGGAAGACGCUCUGCGUCAUCAUCGUCAUUAUCUGAUAAGUCUGCUGGACCAAGCCAAUCUGCAUCCCGAACUACCUGUGCACCAUCACGAAGUUGGAGAAGGAGUGACCCGCCUGAGCCUAGUACAGGCUUAAGGCGGUCACAGAGAUUAAAAGAGACAACGGGAUCUUGUGCCAGCAACAGUCGGCGUGGGCCAGGAAAGAAGCAGUCGUGGACACGCCGACAAUCACCCAGCAUGUCAGCUGACAAUGCUCCCCAGGAACCAGGAUCUUUAGAUGGAGCUCACGGAACUGCUGAGGAUUCUGCUCCUUCUGCUAGUGGUGAAGCCUCCAGAAGUGAAUUGGAGGGUUCUGGCAGCCUUGAAGAUAUGGAGCUAAAAGAUGGCGAGUUAUCAAGAUUACAAGCCCUCCUGGAGGCAAGGGGUGUUCCUUCUCAUCUCAUUGGUUCAUUAGGACCACGGAUGCAUCAGCUGUUGCACCGAACUAUCAGUUCUGGUUCAGGUGGUAAAGUUCAACAGAUGUUGGCAGGAAUCCAAUCAUCUGAUGAAGGACAGCAGCUUCAAUCUGUGAUUGAAAUGUGCCAGUUUUUAGUAAUGGGUAAUGAAGAGAGUUUAGUGGGAUUUCCUGUGAAACAAGUUGUACCUGCACUUGUACACUUACUUUCAAUGGAGCAUAACUUUGAUAUGAUGAAUCAUGGCUGUCGUGCCCUAACCUAUCUCAUGGAAGCUCUUCCCAGAUCAACAGCUGUAGUAGUAGAAGCAGUACCUGUGUUUAUAGAAAAACUACAAGUGAUACAGUGUAUGGAUGUUGCAGAGCAAGCUCUCACUGCCUUAGCAAUGUUAUCCAGAAGACAUGGAAAAGCUAUCUUGCAAGCUGGAGGAAUGUCAGCUUGUCUUCUGUACUUGGAUUUCUUUUCAAUAUCUGCUCAGAGGUCAGCAUUAUCUGUUGCAGCCAAUUGUUGUCACAGCAUUGGUGUGGGUGACUUUCAUCUUGUUGCAGAUUCCAUUCCAGUUUUAAGUGGAAGGUUACAGCACCAGGAUAAAAAGUCUGUAGAGAGUUGUUGUGUGGCAUUCGCUAGACUGGUGGAUAGCUUUCAGUCUAAUGAGAAACAUCUGGAAGAACUGGCUGCCCAUGGUCUGCUUAAUAACUUGCAGCAGUUGCUCAUGAUGGCCCCUCCAGUAAUAAGUACAAGCACCUUUGUAAUGGUGGUGCGAAUGUUGGCCAUGUUGUGUUCCAACAGUCCAGUAAUAGCUGUGCAGCUUCUGAAACAAAAUGUGUCAGAUACAAUUUUGUAUUUAUUACUGGGCACCACAGAACCAGGGGAGGUAGAGAAUGCUGAGUUGCUGUCAAGAAGCCCUCAAGAGUUUUUUGAAAUAACUUCUUUUAUCAGUGAACUUCUACCAAAUUUGCCAUCAGAUGGGAUCUUCUUGGUUGAUGCUCUACUGUGCAAACCACAGCAGAAGGCUGAACAAGGACUGUGGCAGUGGAGAGAUGAUAGGGGACUGUGGCACACAUACUCAUGGAUUGACAGCAAGAUUAUUGAGGCUGCAUACCAAAGUGGAGAGGAUGAACUUACUCUCACCACACUUGGAAGAACAUACACUGUUGACUUUAACAGCAUGCAGCAGACAAAUGAAGACACAGGUACAUCAAGACAGAUACAGCGAUGUCCAGGAGGGAGUGAGACAUCUACAGCCCAAUCCAAGACAGAGGAAACAAAAAUCACCAAGAGUGAUGAACGUUUAGUUGUUUUAUGUGAAGAUGCCAAGCUGGCUUCAUCGUACACUUGUGUUAUGUUUUCUGCUUUAUACAAGAUAUUCAGCUCUUCUGUUGGACCUGCAGUGAGACACAAAUGUGUGAAUGCUAUAUUGAGGGUGUUGUGUCAUGCCCCUCCUGAUCUGCUGGGUGUGGUUCUUAAAAGACACCCCAUCUCCAGCUUAAUAGGGGGAAUGCUUCAAUCAAAUGACUUGAGAGUCAUAACUAAUGCUCUUCAAAUGGCUGAAAUUGUCAUGCAAAAACUGCCAGAUGUUUUUCAUGUAUCAUUCAGAAGGGAAGGAGUGAUGCACAGAGUUAGAGACUUGGCCAAUGGGCUUUUGGCUACUAAAUCAAAGUUAUCAGAUAAGAACUGCUCAUCAGAGUGUCUGGUAGAUACUUGUGAAAUUGAGAGCCCUGGACAGAGAGCUACAGAAAAUUCACAGUCACUACCAGUUACCAGGAGGCUGGGAGAUGUGUUGCGAAGGAAACGUUAUUCAAAAAGGCCUGGCAGGGGAAAGGCCAGUAGUUUUCCCAGCACAUCAGAAGCACAUGUUGAGAUAAACAGAGACCAAAUUGGUUUUCCUUCUUCAAGGACAAUGCUUCACGACAGCAGGGCUGCUUUCCUGGCCUCUCAAGUAUCGACCAGACUGAAUUCCAAAUCUGCAGUUCUUUCGGAGCGACCAGCAAAGCUGGAGACAUCUGUUGCAAGCAGUCUUUCAGAAAACAGAGAGAAGAUUUUGGCUUGGAUUAAAGAUCAAGCAACCAAGUUCUGUGAAGAGUACUUUGAUCAACAGAAGGGAGACUCUCAUCCUGCACUUAGUGUACUUCGACAGUUAAAGAGUGCGUCAGAGGAACUGGCUUUAGAUAGAGAAACAUUUCUUCCAGCACUGGAGGAAGUCUCUGCUGUGCUGACUAAUGAAGACAACAGUGCAUGUGCAUUUGAGAUCCUCCACAGUGGAUUGGUACCAAAUCUUCUCAGAUAUAUAACAUCUACAGAAGUUAGUGAUGCCCUUCCUCAAGAAAAGCGGCUCAGAAUAUUUUUCCAUGUUUUUAUGGGACUUCCAGAGAAAAGCUCACCUGGAGAUUUGAAAAUCACGACUGAACCCAAUGUAGCGCCUAUGGCUGCCCUGAUACAGAAACUUCACUUGUGCAUCAACCAGUUGGAACAGCUCCCGGUCAAAGUUCAUGAUACACCAGGAGGAGCAGUUGGAGCAAGGGGGUCUCAAGCUUUAAGAUUUUUCAGCUCUCACCAAAUCAAGUGCCUUCUACAAAGACACCCAGACUGUGAAGGGUUACGACAGUGGAAACGUGGACCUGUAAAGAUUGAUCCACUUGCUCUUGUUCAGGCCAUUGAGAGAUAUCUUGUUGUUCGGGGAUACGGAAAGAAACGAGAGAAUCCAGAUGACGAUGGCAGUGAGGAUGACGGAUCUGAUGAUGACAUUGACGAGUCUUUGGCAACUGAACUGCAAGGUCAAAACAACUCAAGGCAUCAACUGGAGAUUUUAUUGGGAGACCAUCUUCUUCCUUACAACAUGACAGUUUAUCAGGCUAUCAAGCAGUAUGCUCAGUGUGAUGAGGACAAAGACUUUGAUGAUGAUCACGGUGGCAUCCUUGGCAGACCCAGUAUCUGGGUCUCUACCCAUACAAUAUGGUUUCGACCUCUCAGCCAAAACCAAAAGGAGCAGCAAACUGUCAAUAGUAGUAAAUCUAAGUCUGGGGCCAGCGGAACAGCUUCACGAACCUCCAGGAAAACAUGGAAAGAAGAUGAGUCUGAAAAUGAAAUGUCUCUUGGUCAGCUCCUCUUGGUUUGUGAACCUGGAAGCUUUGUAACUUCAGAUCCUAGUGUGGAAGUGAUAAGUCUUAUGAAAGCUCUUCAUGUUCUUAAUUAUCACUGGACAACGCUUUAUGAGGGGCAAACCCGUAAAGCGUUCUUGUCUUCAAGUGAAUUUAUAAACAAUAAACUUGCAGCAAAAAUUACGCGGCAGUUACAAGAUCCUAUCACAGUAAUAACUGGGAAUUUUCCUGCUUGGGUAGAAGAACUUCCUCGAAAAUGCCCAUUUCUGUUUCCUUUUGAGUGUCGGCAGCAGUUAUUUUAUUGCACUGCAAUGGAUAGAGACAGGGCUCUUAGCAAACUUCAGGAAACAUUACCGGAGCUCAUGAAUACUGACGCAUCAGAUCGUGUUGCACCGAGAUUUGAUAGGAAAAAGCACACUGUAUCUCGAGUGGGUCUUCUGGACCAAGCAGAGAAGUUGAUAGGUGAUCUUGGUAGCUCACAGUCUGUACUAGAAAUACAAUACGAAGGCGAGGUUGGGACUGGCCUUGGCCCCACUUUGGAAUUUUAUGCUCUUAUUUCUCAAGAAUUCCAACGUGCAGACCUGGAGAUGUGGAGAGGAGAAAGUAUGCGGCCUUCAGGAGGAACUGGACCUGUUGAAGACGUGUCAUAUGUUUACUCCCCAACUGGCCUGUAUCCAGCCCCAGUUUCACGCACUGCUAAAGCCGCGAAUGUGUCAAAGCUCUGCUCCAAGUACCAGUUCCUGGGUAAAUUCUUGGCUCGUGCUAUCAUGGACUUUAGAAUCCUCGACAUUCCCUUCUGCCCCAUACUAUACAAAUGGCUUCUCAAUCAAGAAGGCACGCUAGACCUGGGUGAUCUGGCUGCUGUAGACUCAGUCUUGGCUCAGUCGCUGACCCAGCUGCAACAGGUGGCACAGAGAAAAAAACAGCUAGAGCAAGACUCCUCUCAUACUUCAGACAGUAGGCAGCUAGCUGUUGACAGUCUUACCUUGGAUGAUGUACCCAUCGAGGAUUUGGGUCUGUCCUUUACUCUGCCAGGCCAUCCUGAUUUUGAACUUAAGCGCGGUGGAAAAGACAUGACAGUCACAAUUCAUGAACUGGAGGAAUACAUCAGGCUGGUAGUACAGUGGACUCUUGUGUCAGGUGUGAAACGCCAGAUAGAUGCACUCCGUGAAGGCUUUAACUCUGUGCUGCCUCUAUCAAAUCUUGCCAGUUUUUCAUACACUGAGAUGGAGCUGGUUCUUUGUGGUAAUGUGGCCGAGAAGUGGGACUUGAAAUGUCUUGUGGAAAGUUGCAGACCUGACCAUGGCUAUACUCAUGACAGUCGUGCGGUGAAGAUUCUGUUCGAGAUACUCAGUGGUUACACACAGGAAGAGCAGAGGCUAUUUUUACAGUUUGUCACAGGCAGCCCAAGGUUACCAGUGGGAGGCCUGCGCAGUCUUAAUCCACCGCUGACCAUAGUUCGCAAGUCGUUUGAGCCUCCACUAUGUGCUGAUAACUACCUGCCGUCUGUCAUGACCUGCGUCAAUUACUUGAAACUGCCAGACUACUCCAGCAAAGAGAUCAUGGCUGGCAAGCUAAAGCUGGCUGCCUUAGAGGGACAGCGUUCAUUUCAUUUGUCUUAAGUUUGUACACACCACCCGAAGUGUACGCUCCUGUACAUUAACUGUCGUACGCGUCGAGUUGCGGCCGCUUGACGGGAUCGGAAGUGCUCUCAUCAAUUUUUUUGAAUGUUCAUGUUACCAUCAAAAAUCAUGGCUAAAAUUGACAAAUUCGUUUAAUAAAGUAAUGGUUAAAUUUUGAUAAUAAUGCUUUACUAACUAUUAAGUUCAUGUUAAAGGUCGUUGACCAACCACUUGACUCUCCUAAGUAAGACGCUUUAUUAUUGCUACAGUAAUAGAAAGACCUUAUUGCAAUAUGCAGUUUCAUUUAUGUUCUAGCUUUCUGCCUUUUUUUUUUUCCUUUUUCUUCUUUGAAUUUCUCUACUUACGGUUGAGAAUGCUAGAAUUAAUUGUUUGUAAUAUAUUUUAAAACGCCUUAUAUACAUAGCAAUUGUACAUAAACGUCACAGACUAUUUGCUCCUCAAUUUAAAUCUUGUUCAGAGCCCUCACGGUGUUUAACUGUGCCAUUAUCUCCUUCCCUUCCAUUCCCUUUUCUUUUUGUUUUAGGGAUUCUUCUUAUUUACAAUCAGUGAAAAGCAUAUUGUACACAUAUUGGAAUAAGGUCGCUUGAUAAAAAUCACUAACUUUGAUUAUUGAAUACACGUUUUAAGGAAAAGAAAUUGAACCACCGAGACUAUGCAAAUUAACAUUGUUUACUAAAAAUAUGAAAGCUGUGUACAUGAAGCAGCAGUUAAGGAUGUUCACAGCCGCUGUAAAUAAAUCGACUAUAGUUGACUUGUUUCAGUAUCA